This is a messenger RNA of Aspergillus fijiensis CBS 313.89, 555 nucleotides long. RefSeq lists its product as uncharacterized. The record is from RefSeq and is a predicted model, not a curated record. NCBI's taxonomy places the organism in Eukaryota, Fungi, Ascomycota, Eurotiomycetes, Eurotiales, Aspergillaceae. The transcript has 2 exons. The coding region runs from base 1 to 555 and encodes 184 amino acids.
AUGCACGGCGUCGGACGCAAAGGCCUGCAGCACCGUUGCCUGCCAAGACACCUAUUAUGGGGUCUUUCGAUGAAGUCUGUGCUCCAUCUCUUGUUCUUCCGCGUCGUCAGCGACCGGCCGAAAACAAGCCAGGCCCUGCAACGGGUUCGACAAGUACGCUUGGUCCGGCGGUCGGGGGUGAUUUCCAGCACCGCAGCACAGCCCUUGGAGACUCGAGGGUCGCACCAGCUCGAGCUUCUGGGAGGGGUCUUUGAGGGUCCCUUGAGGAGUGAACUCCCGAACGAGAACUACUGGACGGAGGACAAGAAGAGCGAAGACGAAAACGAAAAGAAGGGCAGGGGCCCACCAAAGCAAAUAAUCAACAAGAGGAAACAGAAGAUUGAAGGCCGGGAUCUAGAGCGGGAGAAACAGGAUCAAGCGAUGCAGCAAUCAAUACCUCCUGUCCAGUACAGUGAAUCUCAGACCCUGCCAAACCCCGUCAACCGGAUAAGUAUCUCCCGUUCGACGAAAGCACCUAUGGCGACCAAACUGCCUGUCACUCGGAUUAACAUCUGA